CAUCCAUACGUCCCACAGACACCAGACCAGCUGCACUAGAGCGAGUUGCUGUGACCCACACCUUGCCGCGGCCGACUGCUUCCCCAACGCGACCCAUCGCCGAACGAGAACAUGGCCUCUGCCGCCUGCUGCGCUGCUGGUCCUCCAGUCGCGUGUGACUACACCCCCAAAGGCACCAUCUCCAAGAUCGGGGACGUCGACACGUACUUCGUCGGGUCUGGCCCCAAGGCCCUCGUGGUCGUGUACGACAUCUUCGGCUUCAGCCCUCAACUCAAACAGGUCUGCGACAUGUUCGCGGCCGCCGGCUUCAAUGUGGCCAUGCCCGACUUUUGCAAGGGAAACCCUUGGCCUCUGGAAAACUUCCCGCCUAAGGACAGGAGCGAACUCGGGGCGUGGUUCGGUACAACCGGGAAAUGGGAGACGUCCAUCCGCCCUACGUUCAUCCCCGCUGUUGCCCACAUGAAGGAGCACCGGGGGGCCGAAGUGGUCGGGGUGACGGGCUUCUGCUGGGGAGGCAUGAUCGCCAUGAAAGCCGCGUCUCUUGACCCUGACGCCGAGGGAGGCGUCAAGGCGGGCGGCACUGUGCACCCGGCCAUGCUCUCGGCUGAACUCGCGCAAGACGUGAAGGUACCCGUGCUGAUCAUGCCGUCAGGGGAGGACCCCGACCACCUCCCCGUGAAGGAGGUCUUGGACAAGAAGCCGUUCGGCGACAAGUGCCAGUACCGCCGGUUCGACGACAUGCACCAUGGAUUCUGCGCGGCCAGGGGCGACUGGGCGAACGCUGUGCAAGCGACCAGGGCCGCCGAGGCUAUCGACGCGUUCGUCAAGUUUUACACUGCCAACCUCUAGGCUGUACUCGUCACCCCGAUGGGCAGAGCAUCUGCAUGCCCGAGGCGGUGUGUGUUUCAAAUUGUUUUAUAAGCAAGCCGACGAAUAUCGUCGGUAUUGAAUCCAUGAUAAUGUGUGCGAUGGGGCACGAGUAAGAGCAUACGUAGGGCGAGAGAUGGGGCGGUUCCCACUAUUGUGCCGUGGUAUACCCCCCCCCCCUCCCCAAGCGUUUCAUUGAUGCAUCCUCCUCGUGAUGGACUAAUUGAGGCUUGGAAACAGGUCCAGGGGGGGUGGUAUCUUGUGUCACCUACGGUAUCCCCCAGGCAUUCCUUCCGCAGUGUUGUAGCCGCAGUCACCUCGGUUGGUAGGAGGCACGUCUGAUACUUUUUGCCGAUGAAACCUCCGCGGUGAUUCGUCUCCCUUGAACAACGGAUUGAUUACGAAACUCGUCCCCGGUCCCCUUGAAAACGACGUUUGUUUGUUGGGCCGUUGGUUGGGGGUUCCGUGGCAUGCAAUGAGGGGGAAUACCUGUCCAGUAGUCCAGACAAGUUAAUGUGCGAACAGUCCAGCAACGAAGGGACUUUCGGCUCGUCUGUUGAUUGGGGGUUCCGUGGGAUGCAACGAGGGGGGAUAGCAACCCAGGUAGGCCGGAUGUUAUAGUGCGAACGGUCCAGCGUCCGGCUUGCCCCGGCUUCGGUGCGUUGUCCCUGCUAGGGUGCUUGCUUCUCGCGGUGUUGGGAAACUUCUUGAGGUGGUGUUGGUUUGGCUUCGUACCCUGGCCGUCUGUGAGAAGAAUGCUUCCGCAGAGCCUUAGGGAAACGAGGUCCGUGCUGUAAUAGCUUGCCCGCAGCAACGUAUCUUCAUGUUCGUGUCUGAUUGAAGGUGUUUCGGAGUGUCUGUUAACCAUGUCAGUAGACGUGACCACGGUUUGGUGCGAUGCGGUUUUGCUUUGCAGCACAGAGAAACAACGGAGCGAUUCUUCCAUGU
Ectocarpus siliculosus is the source of this 1815-nucleotide messenger RNA. The record is from the annotation of a GenBank genome assembly. NCBI's taxonomy places the organism in Eukaryota, Phaeophyceae, Ectocarpales, Ectocarpaceae.